Blastocystis hominis is the source of this 848-nucleotide messenger RNA. RefSeq lists its product as hypothetical. NCBI's taxonomy places the organism in Eukaryota, Bigyra, Opalinata, Blastocystidae. The transcript has 6 exons. The record is from RefSeq and is a predicted model, not a curated record. The coding region runs from base 1 to 777 and encodes 258 amino acids.
AUGGAGCUAUUUAGUUGUAUAUUGGCUGAUUGGGAUAUUUCGUUGUUCUAUAAUUUGGAAUCGAUCGAAAUCGGCGAUAAUUGUUUUAAAUCAGUGAAGACAUUCAAAAUAAAUGGAUUGGAUCGAUUGGAAACUAUCAAAAUCGCAGAAAAUUCGUUUACGCAAGUGACAAAUCAGUAUGUUAUUUUUGAACUUGAUAAAGCAGUACCAGCUGCAUAUAGAGCAGAUAAGUCUUUUUCCAUAACAAGUUGCCCAUCACUGAAAAGUAUUGUAAUUGAAAGAUAUUGUUUUGCGGAUUUUGCUGGGUCUUUUGAGUUGAAGGAAUUGCCUUCACUGACCUCUUUAAAGAUAGGUGUGUGUGAUACCGAUACUUGCUGCUUUCUCUGGAAUUCCUUUGUUAUCGAGAACCUUCCACAACUAGAGGAGAUCGAAUUAGGUAGAUGGGCUUUUUCGCUGUCGUUAUCAACGAAAAUUAACAAUCUUCCUCAAUUAAAAGUAUUAAAACUUGGAUGGGGUGCAAUCAGUGGCAGUUAUCAGAGUGAAACGUCUAAACUUGAAAUGCGAAAUUUACCUAGUUUGCAUUCUAUAACGCUUUAUGGAGACGAUAACUUUUGUGAUGUCAAAGAAUUAGUUUUAGAGAAUAUCAUGAAUGUUCAAAAUGUUAACAUUAUUAAAGAUCAAAAUUCAUCGUUAUUCAAUAAUCUGAAAAGAAUUAGUAUAACAAACGUCUCUAGUAAACUUACUGACCUUUUCAAGCAUGAUAAACAUUUUCAGUAAAAGAUAAUCCGAUUUUGUGAAGAAGUACAUUCGAUUUGAGUUGGAACUGCUUAUGAUUGCAUUUUCGAUUC